Eimeria acervulina is the source of this 846-nucleotide messenger RNA. Its product is annotated as radial spoke 3 protein, putative. The record is from RefSeq and is a predicted model, not a curated record. NCBI's taxonomy places the organism in Eukaryota, Apicomplexa, Conoidasida, Eucoccidiorida, Eimeriidae. Gene Ontology annotation, cellular component: cilium. The transcript is spliced from 7 exons. The coding region runs from base 1 to 846 and encodes 281 amino acids.
AUGGCAACUAUAGGUCGGAGGGGGGCCCCUCCGUCAGCCUCAAGCGCCAGCAAGCGCCUCCCGCGACCCCCUGAGAGACCCCUAAACCUCAUGAGCGACAGAAGAGUGUUUAGAGGCGCUCCUUUCAAGCUGCUGCAGAAGCAAGCAGCAGAGUCUGCAACAUCCUCCAUCUUAUUACGAGAGAAGUUGCUGCGGGCUCAGAGGGCCUCAGUGCCCUGCCCCUUCCUUCAUCAGCAGCAGCAGCAGCAGCAGCAGCAGCAGCAGCAGCGGGUGCGAUCUGUCGGCACUGGUUCUGCUGCUGUAGGUGUUUCUUCUGCUGCUGUUGCUGCUGCUGCUCCAGCUGCUGCUGCUGCUGCUGUUUCUGCUUCUGCUGCUGCUGCUGCUGAGACCCCCUUGCUGCAGCAGCAAGGCAAGGAGAUGGGCAUGCAGACGGAGACGCAUAUUGUGACCCUUGUAGCAGCAGCAGCAGCACCCGAAGCAGCAGCACAAACAGAUAUUUUAAACGAUCGGCCUGUCUCUCCUUUCUGCGCACUUAAAGCAGAAGUUGUUGACGUUCAAACACAAAUUCAAGACGGCGAGCUCUUUAACUUUGAUGAGGAAGUGGUGCCGAUCUUGGAGGUUCUGGUGGGAAGGGUUAUCGAGCAAAGCCUCAAUGAAGUGCUCCAAGAAGGAGAAAUGAAGUUAAUUAAACAGCAAAGAGAGGCUUUUGAGCGAGAACGCAUGCUGCAGCUAAUUGCUGUGCAGUCUCUUGAAGCAGCAGAACAAAGGAGACAGCAGGAAGCGGCCCGUCGUUUGUCUGAGUCUGCAGCUCGGGAGAAGCUGCAGCAGAUUGCAGAGGAUAACUAA